CAUCACGUGGCCAUGCCCGGCUCGCUGAUUGGCUGCCGGCGCCACGCCUGUUUCACGUGACGAAGCCAACGGGCAGCCGCCGGCGGUUGAGUGCUGGGCCAUCCCGCCCUGCCCCGGGAGGCGCUCUCGCCCGAUCCGCGAAGACGUGUCGCGCAGGGGGAGGCCUGGCUGCCCGUGAGCCCCACGGUUGCCUGGGCUGCCGCCGCCAUCCUCGCCAUGUCCCGCGUGCCCGGUGCCCUCCUGCCCCCACUCGCCGCCCGCCUGGGGCCCCGCCGCGUGUGCCCGGCCGAGCCCGCGGGGCCGCCCGCUGCAGGCCCCGACCCUCUCUCCAGCCUGGCCUGGUCCUGGCAGACGGCGCAGCCCAGCGCGGCCCCAGGCCUGCGGCUCCCGCCACCGCCCGACGCGGGGGCCUACGACAGCGAGGACGAGGACGAGGACACGCUGGGCCCCGUGGCCGAGGCAGAGCAGAGCGUGCUGGCGCUGCACCGCUGCCUGGCCCUGCUCGAGGACCCCAACGCCCAGGCCCUUGGGGCCCGCGUCCGCCCGCCCUCCGGCGAUGCCGCCCCUGCCGCCUUCUACUGUCCUGCCCGGGCCCACGUGGCCCGGCUGGAUGCCCUGCUGCGGCAGCGCCGCCUCCUGCGCCUGGCCCGCACCCUCACGCGCCGCCUGCAGGCUGCCGCCGCCUUCGUGCGCCGCCUCGGGCACCUCCUGGAGCAGCAGGCGCGGCGAGAGCGGCCGGGCGAGCCCGGGGACGGGCAGCCGCUGCGGAGCCUCUGCGAGGAGCUGUGGACGCUGGCCGGGCACCGGCGCCAGCUGCGCGACGACCCCAGGCUGCGGGCGCUGGGGCCCGAGGUGCUGGCGGGCAUGCGGCAGGCGCUGGGGCUCCUGGGCCGGCAGGCCACUCUCCUGCUGGAGCGCUACGCCGAGGGGCUGCUGCGCAGCCUGGCCCGCGCCGGUCCCCCUGCCUGCCCUGCCCUUCUCACCGACCUGUGCCAGGGCCUGGAGCUCUACAACCGCGCGCUGAGUGACCAGGCUGCGGAGCCGGCUCUCGGCAGCUCCCAGCUGGACCCCACCGCCCCUCUGGGGCCCCAGGUGGCGCCGGGGGGCCAGGCCCAGGUGUUCUCCUCUAGCCGCGUGCUGGGGGUGCUGGCGGCCGAGCGGGGCUGCCUGGCUGCACAGCGGCUACACCGCCUGCUGCUGCAGCGGGUGCAGGCAGGUGGGGGGGGGCCAUCGAGCUGGGAGGAGGCCACGGCGCCUCGGCCCCCCGAUGCCCAAAUUCCCGAGGAUGCUGUGGCUGAGGAACUGCAGGCGCUGUGCAGGGUGGAUGCGCGACUCCUGGACCUCGUGCUUGCGGCCUCCCCAACUGCCCUGUGGCACCAUGGUCCAGCCUGGCCACGCCAGGAAGCACCUGAGACAACGUGGUCCAGCCUGUCCCAGCUGUCCGGCUGUCGGCCUGAUGCAGAAGCGCUGCACGCCCAGUACCGCCUGCUCGUCUGGGAGGCUGCAGCUGCUGCGCUGGGCCGGCUCCUGGAGCUGCCCGAGCUCCUGGGCAGCCUGGCACCAAGGGGAGGGCGGGCCAUGCUUGCUCUGGCCCAGGAGCUGAGCCAGGUGCUGAACCGGGCGCAAGUUCCCCAGGAGUGCGUGGAGGAGCUGCAGCGCCUCUGUCUGCACCUGCUCUGCCAGGGCGUCUUCUUCAGUUGGGACCGAGGCUUCUGUCAGGCGCUGGGCUCCAGCCUCACUGACAAGUGCAGCCCGGGGCCAGGGCAGGCAGGGGCCACGGCACGGAGCAAGACAGCCGGGCUCCUGCAGCAUCUCUACCCGCCUCUUGCCUUCGCCCUGCGCCACCUGCAGCCUCCUCGCUCUGGAUGUGCCACGAGUGGGCUGCAGCUGGAGCUGCUGAGCCUCUGCGUGGCCACAGGGCAGCUUGCCCGUGCCUGGGUCACCGCCAAGGCCCAGCAGCACCUGGCAUCCUGGGCUGUCGGCCCCUUCCUCCUGGUCACCCAUGGAGACCUCCAGUUGCUCCGGGCUGAGACAGAACGGCUGAGCACGCUGGCAGGUUGCAGCAGCCUAGGCGGGGGGUGCCAGGGCCUCAUCUCUCACCUCGAGUGGCAGCUCCGCCAGCAGCUCCGUGCCACGGCCACUGGCAUCCAGGCCCUGGCAGAGGAGGCACCGUGGAUGCUGGGCGCAGCCUGCCACCGGCUGUCAGCCGAGCUCCUGACACAGACUAUGCCACUGGGCAGGCACUGGAGACCUGCCUUGCGGGCAGAACCACCAAGCACGCCGAGCGAGUAUGCCGUGGCUGCCACACAGGCUGUCCUGGCCCCGGCGUUGCAAGGCAUCCAGCUGCUGCCCCAUGACACUCAGGUGCCCACACUCACCCUGGUGCUGACAGCCUUUGUGGAGGCCUGGAUGGAGCACAUCCUUGCCCACAGGAUCAAGUUCAGCAGAUGGAUGGCGCCGUCACCUGCCUCCUGCAGCAGCCCGGGCCCCGGCCCCGCCCUCGCCCGCCCUGGCAGGCCCUGCGCAAGUGCUGCUCCCGCCGUGGCAGGCGCACGCAGGCCCCCGGCACCAGCAGCCUCAACAGCCUGGAGAGCCUGGAAGUGGGGCCCCCCCCUACCUUGGAGGUGCCAAGCCCCGACGUGCAGCACCAUGCGCAGGGCAGUGCCACACCCGAGUCCUACCUCACCAGCGCCCAGCAGCAGUGGCUCGCCUUGCGGCUGCACGGAGCCCGGCGCUGGAGGCUGUCCUGCCUGCCCUGCUUGGGCUGCAGCCCCGAGCUCUGACCCUCAGCCGUCUGCCCUGGCCCCAAAAUACAGCGGUCAGCACUCGGCGGCCUGUGGUGCGUGGUCCUGUUCUGGCGGGCACUGCGGGUCUGGAGCAAGGGGCCUGUGGAUCAGGAGUCGAGGGGCUCUGGAGGGGGCUGACCCUGCUUCAAGGACGGGCUGUGCUGGGGGCAUCGCACUCUCCCAGGUGGCAGCAAGCCCUGCUGCUCGCUGUCGGCCCAGGCCCCUGGGCGUUACGGGGCAUCUGCCCCCAGUAAGUCAGGUCAAGUCAGCCGGGAGCUCCCAGGGCUGCGGGGCUGCUGGCAGUGGAAGAGACCCUGCAUGGAGGGGGCUUGUCCUGUGUGGACCAGCUGUGCCCAGUUCCCCGGGGCUGCAUGCUCAUGCCCCAGCAUCAGCCCCUUCUCUAGAGAGUCCUGGCCAGGAACCAGCCCUGAGCCUUGUGCUCUGCUCCCAGGGGGCUCAGGGCUGCGUGGCCCCAACCCCCCUGCAAGAGGGGCCACGCUGGGGCCCCCAUCCAGCACCAGCCAGCUGUCGUGAGUGCCCCCCCCUUCCCCCCUGCAGUUCAGAGGGGUGGGGGCAGCUUGGAGGGGCCAGGCCAGCCCCAGGCAGACUCCACAGGCAGGGCUGCAGCUCUGGGCCUCCAUGCUGCAGCCACAGGGACGGUCCCUGCCCUGCAGUCAGGGAGGGCAGGGAGCACCCUUGGCCCUGGUCCCGGUCCCUCGGCAGAGCCUAGAGUCCUGGGCGGCUGCGGGCCUGCCUUUCCAGCCAGAGGCUGCUGCAGCCUGCCCGGCCCUGCCCUGCCCCGGGGGUCUUCCCCAGCUCCUGGAGCCUGCUGCCUGCCUGGUCUGGCCCAGGAUGGUGGAGAGGGCACGGGCCUGGCUUAAAGCCUCUCAGCCACUGGCGUGUGAGCUGCUCCAGCAGCCAACAGCUGGCUCCAGACAUCCCAGCCGGGUCUGCCCUCGCCCUGGGGAGCUCCUGCCUUGGCCCCCAUGCCGAGGUAGUUCUGCAUCCCUGCUCAGCCCCGAUGAGCCCGCGCAGCCCUGGCCUGUGCUCCACAACAGCAUGGGCGACCCAGGAGCUGGGGGAGAGUGGCACAAACGGGCAUCGGCCUGGGUGCAGGGUGGGGGUCAGAGGAUGGAGACGGGCAGCUUUGUGGCUGCAGCACAAGGAUCAACGGACAGAAAAGAGGGUGUGGGUGGAUCAAUCCUAGAGCUGUGGAGCCAGAAGGGACCUCUGGGGGCCACCCCCCUGCUCCAAGCAGGAUCAGCCCCAACUACAUCAUCCCAGCCAGGGCUUUGUCUACCUGGGUCUUCCGUACCUCCAAGGAUGGAGACUGCACCACCUCUGGGUGACCUGUUCCAGUCUUUUACUACCCUCCUAGUGAGAGGUUUUCCUCAUAUCCAGCCUCAACUUCCCUUGCUGCAGCCUGAGCCCAUUGCUCCUUGUCCUGCCGUCUGCCCCCACUGAGACCAGCCCAGCUCCAUCCUCUUUGCAGCCCCCCUGCAGGGAGUUGGAGGCUGCUGUUCAAUCCCCCUCCGUCUUCUCUUCUGCAGACUCAAGCAGCCCUGCUCCCUUGGCCUCUCCCCCCGCCCCCAACCACUUUCCUUGCUCUCCGCUGCACUCUCUCCAACGUGUCCACAUCCUUUCUGCAGUGGGGCGCACAGCUGGACACCGGACUCCAGAUGUGGCCUCCCCCCUGUUGAAUAGGGGAAGGAUCACUGCCCUCCAUCUGCCGGCAAUGCUCCUGCCGAUGCAGCCCGGGACGCCGGUCGCCCUCUUGGCGCAAGGGCACACUGCCGGCUCCUGUCCAGCUUCUUGUCCCCCAUCGCCCCCAGGCCCUUUCCUGCAGAGCUCUGCCCAGCCCGUGCCCCCGCCUGCCCCGGGGCAGGGGAUCGCUCCUCCUCGGUGCAGCACUUUGCACGUGUCCUUGUUGGCCCCCCCCUCAGGAGGCUCCCGCCAGCCCAGUCCUCCGGCGUGUCGGGGUCCAGCGCACCGCGCUCCCCCGCCGGGCUCGGUCACCUGCCCGGCCGCCGAUGAAGGCGGUGAAGCAAGGCGGCCCCGGGGGCUCCGCUAGGUGCCAGCUGCCACCCAGACGUCGCUCUGCGCCCGGCGCUGCAGCCGGCUCUGCCCGCCCGGCUCGGCUGCGUUGUGCUGCGCUGCGGGAAGCCGGAUCAAACCCCGGCUGCAAUCCAGUGCAUCGUGCCCGCAUCCGCAGCGCCGAGCACCUGGUCGCCAAGGCGGCGUCCCUGCUGCCUCGCCCCGGCCAUCGCCGCCCGCUCCUGCCCGUGCUCGCCCGCGACUCCCGGGCACCCGCUCCAGCCACCCACCGCGUGCGGGGCCCGCCUGCGCCU
This is a messenger RNA of Alligator mississippiensis (American alligator), 5134 nucleotides long. It is a transcript of the gene CCDC142, whose product is annotated as coiled-coil domain containing 142. The coding region runs from base 217 to 3516 and encodes 1099 amino acids. NCBI's taxonomy places the organism in Eukaryota, Metazoa, Chordata, Crocodylia, Alligatoridae. The transcript is spliced from 11 exons. The record is from RefSeq and is a predicted model, not a curated record.